AGAUAAGAACCACGUUUCAAGAUGCAACACCAAAAGGAUACAGGGCUUAUGAAUAAUCUCCUUUUGACUUGUGGUGCAAUAUUGUGCAUUGCUGCUGCACAUGACCAUGUUUUACCCUGUGCUUUCCAAAAGGUAGUGGUAGGGCUGCUGUAGAUCAGUGUGAGAUCAGUUCUCUCUUGUCUUAAAUGUGAAAUCCUAAAAGGCCAUGAGUAACUUGCUGCCUGCUUCGUAGUGUGAGACCAGCAGAGAAGCUCAGCACUAACUGUUGGCAUCUCUUGAUGUCUAGAAUGAAACCAGACCUGUGCAGAUGAUGUUCAAGGAGGCCAAUUUUAACAUGACCUACAUUGGGGACUUGCAGACCAAAAUCCUUGAGCUCCCCUAUGUGGGUAAUGAACUGAGCAUGAUCAUCCUGCUCCCUGAUGCAAUCCAGGAUGGAUCCACAGGCCUGGAAAGACUUGAAAGGGAAAUUACAUAUGAGAAGCUGAUGGAUUGGAUCAGUCCAAAAAUGAUGAGGUCUACAAAACUGAGGGUGUCUUUACCCAGAUUUAAACUGGAAGAAAAUUAUGAUCUGAAACCACUUCUGAGCAGCAUGGGAAUGCCUGAUGCAUUUGAGAUGGGCAAGGCAGACUUCUCAGGAAUCUCACCUGGUAAUGAUCUGGUGCUCUCUGAAGUGGUUCACAAAUCCUUUGUGGAAGUCAAUGAAGAAGGCACUGAAGCAGCUGCUGCCACAGCUGUGCUAAUGUUUACAAUUUCUGAAGUAAUGUUCACUGAAGAAUUCAAAGCUGAUCAUCCCUUUCUCUUCUUUAUCCGGCACAACAAAACUUCCAGCAUUUUGUUCUGUGGCAGAUUUUGUUGUCCCUAAGGAGGAGAUGUCUUGGCUGCAUAGGUGCCAUGAGACAAAUUAUAUAGACUUAUAUAUCCCUAGAACAAGUUGACUCCUUUUGCACUCAUUGUCUCUUUCAGCUGGGCCUGCACCCUCUUCUGUGAUCUUGAUCUUGGGCUUGGCAGGAAUAAGGGAGCUGCUUAGAGAAACAGAGCACCUGCCAAGUCCAACCCCUCCUGUGCCUGUGUGCAGAGGUCUCCAGGUUCUGGCUGACACAAGAACCAUCCCACUUGCUCUUGCAACACUUCUUCUGUGCUUGACUUCACUUUUGGUGUCCAGCAGGCAGAGUCAGGCACUGAGAGCCCAUGGGAGUGAAGAAGUUACUUUUGCUUGUGACAAGGCUGGAGCACUUUUGUAGCUACCCUCCCCUUUUACCUUCCAGUCUCACCCACUGAGUGCCUUGAUUCAUUGCCUGGAGCUGAAAGGAGUUUUUGGCAGCCUGUUCCAGGUAUUGCUGAGCUUCUUGUGUAGAUGUGGAGUUUUGGCUAGCAACUGGACCAGGUCUUAGUAAAGAGCAAUCUUGCAGCAGAUGUCCUUAGAGGGUGUUUAUGGUCAGAACCAUCACCACAGGAGUUCUUGAGUUUUUUACUGUUCACCUGGUUUUAGUCCUUUAACAAGAAUGUAGUCUAACUGUGGAAGAUGAGAGACAAAACUGAAACAGCUUUCCUGACAUGGGGAUGUUUCUUGCACUUUCUGUUUUUGAAAUACUGAAAUAACUCCAAGUGCUGUAGAAGUGUGUUUCUUUUUGCUGCUAUUAUUAGUGUAUUUUUUCAGUUUUCUGAAAAUUGUUUCCUGUAAUACUCACUUCUAUGUAGCUGGUUUGGAGUUUUUUGCUAAAACACAAGAUUUUGCUGGAUAGUGAAACCCAAGGUGCUUACUUGGCUCGCCAUGAAUUAGUGGUUGGCCUUGAAAGGAUUUCAAGGUAUUUCAGAGGAUAACAAGGGGGUCCCUAGAUAUUUUUUUUUUCUGGCCAG
Molecule: messenger RNA, 1857 nt
Organism: Passer montanus (Eurasian tree sparrow)
Lineage: Eukaryota; Metazoa; Chordata; Aves; Passeriformes; Passeridae
Product: serpin B6-like
Exons: 2
Coding region: 308-862 (184 amino acids)
Biological process (GO): negative regulation of endopeptidase activity
Cellular component (GO): cytoplasm
Molecular function (GO): serine-type endopeptidase inhibitor activity
Source: RefSeq, a predicted model, not a curated record